Molecule: messenger RNA, 4149 nt
Organism: Emys orbicularis (European pond turtle)
Lineage: Eukaryota; Metazoa; Chordata; Testudines; Emydidae
Gene: MET
Product: MET proto-oncogene, receptor tyrosine kinase
Exons: 20
Coding region: 1-4149 (1382 amino acids)
Biological process (GO): regulation of cell migration; protein phosphorylation; semaphorin-plexin signaling pathway involved in axon guidance
Cellular component (GO): semaphorin receptor complex; plasma membrane
Molecular function (GO): transmembrane receptor protein tyrosine kinase activity; semaphorin receptor activity; protein binding
Source: RefSeq, a predicted model, not a curated record
AUGAAGACUGUUGCUGCGUUUACUUCUGGGAUUAUUGUAUUCCUGUUUUCUUUGGUGCAAAGGACCAGUGGACAAUGUAAAGAAGCAGCUAUAAAGUCAGAGAUGAACGUGAGCAUCAAUUAUCGUCUUCCUCAUUUUAUCACAGAAACGCCAAUACAGAAUAUAGUUUUAUAUAAGCAUCAUAUCUAUAUCGGAGCAGUCAACAAGAUCUAUGUCUUAAAUGAAAAUCUCCAGAACAUUUCUGUGUACAAGACUGGACCCGUGCUGGAGAAUCCUGAUUGUGCACCAUGUGAAGAUUGCAAAGAGAGAGCCAAUUUAUCCAAUAGUGUUUGGAAAGAUAAUGUCAACAUGGCUCUGCUCCUAGAAACGUACUAUGAUGAUCAGCUCAUCAGCUGUGGUAGUGUAAAUCGAGGUGUGUGUCAACGUCACAUCAUUCACCCCGACAACCCUGCAGACAUAGAAAGUGAAGUGCACUGCAUGUACUCAAAGCAGAGGGAUGGCGAGUCAGACAACUGCCCUGACUGUGUUGUAAGCACUUUAGGAACCAAAGUUUUGGUGACCGUAAAGGACAGAUUUGUAAACUUUUUUGUUGGGAAUACCGUGAAGUCUUCAUUUCAACCACAGCAUGCACUACAUUCAGUGUCGGUUAGAAGGUUAAAAGAAACCCAGGAUGGUUUUGAGUUUCUCACAGAUCAUUCUUAUAUGGACAUUCUCCCACAGUUCAGGGACUCUUAUCCCAUUAAGUACGUCCAUGCCUUUGAAAAUGACCACUUUGUCUACUUCCUAACAGUCCAGCGUGAAUCUCUUGACUCCCAGGCUUUUCACACAAGAAUCAUCCGUUUCUGCUCUUUUGAUUCCGAGUUGCGCUCUUACAUGGAGAUGCCUCUUGAGUGCAUUUUCACUGAAAAGCGGAGAAAGAGGUCAAUUCGAAAUGAGAUAUUUAAUAUUCUGCAGGCUGCGUAUGUCAGUAAGCCAGGUGCAGUUCUGGCCCAUGAAAUGGGGCUUAGUGUGAAUGAUGACAUUCUGUAUGGUGUCUUUGCACAAAGCAAGCCAGACUCUUCAGAACCAACAAACAGAUCGGCUGUCUGUGCAGUCUCUGUCCGAACAAUCAAUGAAUUCUUCAACAAGAUUGUAGACAAGCAAAACAUGAAAUGUCUUCAGCACUUUUAUGGGAAAGAUAGCAAAUACUGUUUGAAAAGGACAUUUUCAAGAAAUGCCUCGUACUGUGGAGCACAAGAUGAUGAAUAUCGUCUAGAGGUUACGACUCCUUUGCAACGGGUUGACUUGUUUAUGGGGCAAUUCAACAGUGUCCUGCUAACUUCAAUAUCCGUCUUCACCAAAGGGAAUCUUACUGUUGCUAAUCUGGGAACGUCUGAGGGCCGCUUCAUGCAGAUAGUGAUUUCCCGUUCAGAAGCUACUCCACCACAUGUGAAUUUUCCCCUGGACUCCCACCCAGUCUCCCCACAAGUUAUUAUUGACCAUUCAUUAGUAGCAGAUGGCUAUACUCUGGUUGUCACCGGAAUGAAGAUAACCAAGAUUCCCUUGAAUGGACCAGGCUGUGAUCACUUUAAGUCCUGCAGUCAGUGUCUUUCAGCACCUCCUUUCAUGCAGUGUGGCUGGUGUAGUGAUCGGUGUGUGAGGUCCUGGGAGUGUGUUAAAAGGAUGUGGACCCAGGAGACAUGUUUGCCGAGAGUUUAUGAGAUUGUCCCAAGGAGCGCUCCAUUAGAAGGCGGAACAAGACUUACAGUGUGUGGCUGGGACUUUGGAUUCAGCAAAAAUAAUAGAUUUGACUUAAAAAAUACAGCAGUGCUUAUAGGAGGAAAGCCUUGUACUCUGGAAGUAAAAGUCAGCAACAAAAACAAGCUAGAAUGCACUGUUGCUGCUGCAAAGAACCCCAGUUUUAAUAUAACCAGCAGUGUUUCGAGUGGACAUGGCACAUCUUCCUUCAACACAUUUUCCUAUGUGAAUCCUGUAAUAACAAGUAUCUCUCCCACCUAUGGUCCCAAGUUUGGUGGAACAUUAUUAACAUUAUCAGGGAAAUACUUAAAGAGUGGAAAAUCCAGAGAGAUUUAUGUUGGUGGGAAACCAUGCACCUUAAAAAGUGAAUCUGAUAGUACUGUAGUGUGUUACACACCUGCACAAAGAAUUCCAUCGGAAUAUCCUGUUAAAAUGGAGAUUGAUUUAGCUAUUCGAGAAGCUAAGGGUCAUUUUACGUACAAGGAAGACCCUAUUGUUUUUAAAAUUCAUCCAGCUAAAUCUUUUCUUAGUGGUGGAAGCACAAUCACAGUUUAUGGAAUCAACUUGAAUUCAGUGUAUCUUCCUCAGAUGGUAAUCACUGUACCUAAGCUAGGAAAGAACUUCACUGUGACAUGUAACCAUCGUUCUAACACAGAGAUAAUCUGUUGCACAACUCCCUCACUGAAAUCCUUCAAUCUGCAACUACCCUUUGCAACAAAAGUGUUUUUCAUUUUUGAUGGAGUCAGCAAACAAUACUUCGAUUUUGAUUAUGUGAAUAAUCCUGUAUUUAAACCUUUUGAAAAGCCAGUGGUGAUCUCAAGGGGCAAUCAAAAUAUACUGGAAAUUAAGGGAAAUUACAUUGAUUCAGAAGCUGUUAAAGGUGAAGUGCUAAAAGUUGGAAAUAGAAGUUGUGAGAACAUCCGCCUACAGUCUGAAUCAGUUUUCUGUAUGGUUCCCAGAGAUCUGCUGAAAUCCCACAGUGAGCUAAAUAUAGAGUGGAAGCAAGAACUUUCAUCAACGCUUAUUGGGAAAGUGCUGAUUCUGCAAGAUCAGAAUUUCACAGGACUGAUUGCUGGAGUUGUCUCAACAUCAGUGUUAUUUUUAUUGUUGUUGGGGGUUUUUCUAUGGAUGAAGAAGAAAAAACAAAUUAAAGAUCUGGGUAGUGAUUUAGUUCGUUAUGAUGGAAGAGUGCACACUCCUCAUUUGGAUAGGCUUGUGAGCGCAAGGAGCAUAAGUCCAACUACAGAAAUGGUUUCUAGUGACUCUGUAGACUACAGAUCAACGUUUCUAGAAGAUCAGUUUCCAAAUUUGUCUCAGAAUGGCUCAUGCAGACCAGCACAGUAUCCUCACACAGACCUAGCAUCCAUUCUGUCCAGUGGGGAUUCAGAUUUAGCCAGUCCACUGCUGCAAACUAAUGUCCACAUUGACAUCAGUGCCUUAAAUCCAGACCUGGUCAAAGAAGUUCAGCAUGUAGUCAUUGGUGCUGACAGCCUGAUUGUGCAUUUUAGCGAGAUAAUAGGAAGAGGGCAUUUUGGGUGUGUGUACCAUGGAACGUUGUUGGAUAAUGAUGGCAGGAAAAUUCAUUGUGCUGUGAAGUCCUUGAACAGAAUUACAGACCUGGAAGAAGUAGCUCAGUUUCUCAAAGAAGGGAUCAUCAUGAAAGAUUUCACUCAUCCCAACGUCCUGUCACUACUGGGAAUUUGCUUGCCCAGUGAGGGGUCUCCUUUGGUGGUUCUUCCGUAUAUGAAACAUGGAGAUCUUCGAAAUUUCAUUAGGAACGAGACUCAUAACCCAACAGUUAAAGAUUUGAUUGGAUUUGGCCUUCAAGUAGCAAAAGGUAUGAAAUACCUUGCAAGCAAAAAGUUUGUCCAUAGAGAUUUGGCUGCAAGAAAUUGUAUGCUGGAUGAAAAAUUCACUGUCAAGGUUGCUGAUUUUGGUCUUGCUAGAGAUGUCUAUGAUAAAGAAUACUACAGUGUGCACAAUAAAACAGGAGCUAAACUGCCAGUGAAAUGGAUGGCUUUAGAAAGUUUGCAAACUCAGAAGUUCACUACAAAAUCAGAUGUGUGGUCCUUUGGUGUGUUGUUGUGGGAACUUAUGACGAGAGGAGCACCGCCCUACCCUGACGUGAAUUCUUUUGAUAUAACUGUUUACUUAUUACAAGGAAGAAGGCUAUUGCAACCGGAAUACUGCCCUGAUCCACUGUAUGAAGUCAUGCUAAAGUGUUGGCAUCCAAAACCUGAAAUGCGCCCAGCAUUUUCUGAACUGGUUUCAGAUAUAUCAACAAUCUUCUCCACUUUUAUUGGAGAGCAUUAUGUUCAUGUCAAUGCUACAUAUGUCAAUGUGAAAUGCAUUGCUCCCUAUCCUUCUCUUUUGUCAUCACAAGAUAACAUAGACAGAGAUGUGGAUACAUGA